AUGGCUGCGUUGCUUCUUCUCCUUUGUCAUUCCUUCAUCCAAACUUUUUCUCAAUUUACUAGUGAGUUUUUUGUGAGAAAUGUUAAACCGAAGUAUUUUCAGCAACUGAACAAGAUAUUUAUAUCAACAGCCAACAAAAGCUUGUGGACUCCUUGUUUCAAAAGUACGAUGCAAAAGUCUCGCCAGUUUCCACCAAAAGUAAGAAUCUACAAUGAGAUGUUUGAAAAGUCUUGGAUGAGCUGAUUAGAGGAGCAUGAAAAUGUUUUGUCAAGAAAUUCUUUCCAAAAUCUCCAGCAAAGAGUUUUCAUUCGGCAUUUGAAACUUUCAACCGCGGAAUUUGAGCAAAUUUAUCGACGAUGGGAAGUCCGGAGAACCGCUUCAAUAUCACUGCGUUUCUUUAUUACCUAAAGCUAGUGGAAGUGGUGAGCAAUUUUUCGUGGUUCAAUCUCAAAAAAGUUGCAGUCUGAACCCGAAGAAAGAGUUUCUUUUGUCGUCGAAAUUCUCACGGUUAGUCAACCAAAUAUAUUUUUCUAUAAAUCUAUGAUUCUCAGUACUGGUACGAUCCUCGACUCCGUUGGAACCCCAAAGACCAUGACGACAUUGAGUAUGUCUAUGUUUCUGAAGACCGAAUCUGGAUUCCUCCCGUUCAACCUUUCGGAACGUAAGUUUUUCCCCAUUUUAUCUUAGGCUCCAAAACAUUUUUAGGAGUGACUAUCAAGAAUUUGUGGAGGCUCCGAACCGCCAGAUCUGUGUAAUUUUUUCCGAGAGGCUUUUCUUUCUUAAAGAAAAACUUCCAGCUCAGUUCUGAUUCGAGGACCAGAGGCUACAUUGCCGCGAGAAUCGCUACAGUGUGCCCAAUGAAUGUAAGCAAUUUAUGUAUUUGAGAAAGUCCUGUAACACAACUUGAAGUAGUCAUGGUCGCACAUGCAAUGACUCAAAGCAUUGCGGUUAGGAAAGGAUCAGACCCAGCUUGAUUUGAAAGUUUUUUAUUUCCAAUCCAUCCAUCCUACGUGUGACCAUGGACAUCAAAAAAAGUUCUCAGUUGAAACAAUCUUUAUUCAGAUAGAAGAUUUUCCGUUUGACACCCAGACUUGCCAGAUUCGGCUGACUUCUCCUUAUUUCACAAUCGAUGAAAUCAAACUUUUCGGAGAAGUUUAUAGCGCAAUCAAGGAGCAUUCUAUCCUUUCUACAGUGGUUGUUAUAUUUUAUACAGAAUAUAAAUAAAUUAGUCAGUUUUCAGGGGAAUUCUGAAUGGAGAGUCGUAAGCCUGAGCGACAAAAUCGAGCUUUUCCAGUACAACGACUCUUUCUUCUCUAUUGAAUUGGUAGGACUAUCAAUGGAACAACUCCAAAAAAAGAAGAUUUACAGAUCAUUUUCGAAAUAAAAAUACAGCGGAACCCAGUUUAUUACGUUUAUAUGAUUCUAAUCCCGUCUUUCAUCAUCAAUGCCGUCUCUAUUAUUGGCGUUUUCUUAAGGGAGUCCGAUCUGAUGUCGAGAGUAAGUCAGAAGCGGAAUAAAAGAAGACGCAAACAUUUCAGCUGAAUGUUGGUCUGACAAACAUUAUGACGAUGACAUUUAUUCUCGGCGUCAUGGCUGACAAAAUCCCCAAAACUCCUACCAUACCUUUAUUAGGUAACUUGCAAGGAUUCCUUCUGUCAUAAUUCAUUUUCAAGGGAUUUAUAUAAUCAUCAACCUUGUUAUCAUGAUAGUUGCCAUUCUUCUGAUGACCAGAUACGAUUCUUUGCGUCGUUGGCUGACCCGACGUGCGGAUAACAGCAAAAAGCCUUUUUGGUUAUUUCCAAACUCGUUUCGUUAGAAUAAAAUGAGCGAUUUUCAGGAAGAAAAUGAAGCAAUGGAGCGGACGAACAUUGGAAACUGUGACUAUGUUGGCUCUACAAAUCGCAAACUUUGUCAACUUUAUGGUUAUUAUUGCAAAAUGGGUAUGAAUAACGAAAUAAAGCUUUGGUGAGAUUUUGGUAAAUUAACUACAGCAUAGCCUCGAUGAAUCUAACAAUCUCAAAAAGGUCGAAGAAAAAAAAAGUUUCAUUCACUGCUUUAUAGUUAUUUGAAAGAAAUCUGAAACAACAAAAAAACGAAGAACUUAAAAAAUUGCACAAAAAUCUCAAAUCGGGGGAUAAUUUUAGAGCUGUACGAGAUCUUAGCCAAAUCCGGACACUAGCAUUUAUACAGUCUCAUUUUAAAAAGAGAUAAGUUUUUCUCCGUUUACCAAAUUUAAGGCUUGGUUUCGUUCUUGAAAGAAAAUUUGGGAGGGGGAAAUUAAGUUUUUAAGACCCUUUCUUGUUCUGAACCCUCUUUCUUAAUUUUUUUCUUGAAUCAAAUUUUUCCCAUCAAUAUUUUGAUUUUUUUCAAAUAAAAGAAAGGUACAAUCAAUAGUUUUUUUGCUGCGGUGCUUGAAAGUGAAGUCUAUGCUUCUUCAAAUUUCUUUCAGUUAUUUUCGACAAUGUUUAAUUAAUUGAUACCCUUUUUCACUCCUCUGCAACAGCUCUUCACUAUCUCGACAUUGGGAUACGGGAAACUAUUCGAAAACGAAUUCUACACGCGUAUUUGAUCCCACUGCCGAAGAGACUCGGAAACUAAGCCGAGAGGAGAAGCGGCGACUCACUUGACCCCAGCGGAAAAGCUCCGCGAGCGCGAUGAUCCGAGUACCUCGGGAGCCAAAAGUGGCGCUCAAUCACGUAUUGUUUGCGUAUUUAUCGCGCAUAGCUGCGCAGGCUGUGUAUUCAGGCAGACCAACUCGAGCCUUUCCUUUGAAUCUGCCCUGCCGAAGGUUAAGCUCGGCGUGAGAAAUGCACACCUCAAACAGAUUUUGGCUCAGGCUUCUCACCUCGCUCAACUUAUGUAUCUCAGCUUCUACUGACUUGAACGUAAAACUUUUCCUCGCAAUUUUUGGAUUAAAAGAAAUCAUUUACAAGUUCAUUAUGUUCCUUGCCAUCUUGUCCGAUUUAAGUAUGUUUCGAAAUGUUUUCAAAGGUUCAGUCUAUUCAAAAAUACGGAAUAUUUUGAAGACCUUUGACAGCUUUCCAUGAAGGUCUCGAAGCAAAAAACCCACCUUUAAGAAAUUUUUUCAGGUCAUGAAGAUUUCAGCCUUUCUACAAGUCCACGAAACGAUAUUUGAUCCGUUUUUUUUUUGACAAUUCCAUAAUUAAGUUGACCUCAAUUAUAAUUGAGGUCAACUUCAAUAUUCAAUAUUCACGUCUGAAAGUUUUUCGGUUUCCAAAUCCGGGAACCUCAAUUCCGGCCUAGAAUCCUAAUUAGGUUAGGCUAAUCCGAAAUUACUACUCGCUGGUUUCCUCAUUCUAUUUUAUCUCAAAUUUCAAAUUUUUAACUGGUUCUGCUUCUAUACCAAAAAUGUCCAUCUAUUGAACUCUUAAGUUCAAAAUACAUGUGGAGUUGUGUGAAAUAUGAGAACACGAACUACUCGGAGAAAAAAUUCGAAAAGGUUAAAUAUAAAUGUGUGAUGUUAGUUUUGGACUUUCGUUUUUCUCAGCUUACGGAAAGGGGUCGCCUUUUUAUGAAAAGUAAUCUCGUUCAAAAUUAAAACUCGAUGUGAUGGACAAAAUUUGUUAUGUAGAGAAGCUUUGACGGAAGCUCUCAUUGAGCAGCGGCUAAUUUCGCGCAAGAACGUCAGCCGCUGCUUUUCUUGUCUGCGGUCAGGAAGCACCGCGGGUUCGCCUUUCAAGUGCCUAAUGCACAUGUGUCAUUGUCAGUUUGGUAGAUACUAAUUGCUUCUAAGAGGGGGACACUGAAGGCAACCCGAUUUGGAGCAAUUAAAAUUACCCGGCUUAUCCUUCUUUAAUUUUCCUCGCGACGCAGCAAAAACUUUCCUUUUUUUCAUAUCUCAAAAAGCUUUAUAAAGUGAUAAAUCGUGAGAAACGACUUGCAAAUGCAAAAAAGACGGUGGCGAGGAGCUUUUGUGAAACGCGCUCUGUUGAUAACGAAAGUCUCAAAAACGAAAAAUUUCAUUUUGGUUUUUUUUUGUUUUUUUUCUUUUGUGUUCUUCAGACUUGAUUUAAUUUAUAUGUGCCUUAUUGAAGGAAAGAAACUUGUCGCGUAACCUUGCUUUUUAUGCCUAAAGUGCUUGGAAAAAAUUAAUUUUUUUCUGCUCUGAAGCAUUAUGACGGUAUUGUCGGAAUUCUCUUAUUUAUCGCCCGAUACACUUUUUUUUAACGUUACCGAAAAGCGAAAGAAAGUACUAAUACUAUCAUAGAGUAUCACAUAAGUCUACCACCACAACAAAAUUCGAAAGCAUUUUUUUGAAGUUUUUAUCUUCAUAAUCGAUUAUAUUCUCAAUAAAACUUUUUCUGUGUAAAGUUCAUAACUUCAUUCCGCUCGUACCACGUCCUCGCAGUUUUUCUCAAAGGGAAUUACCAAUGUUUUCCUGAAAUUUUUUUCGUCGCAGAAUGAUUGAAGCAAAAAUUGUGUUGCAUCAUUCCUAUCAGAACCAUAAAAAAGCGGAAAUCGCGACGGCACAAAGUGCGGACGACGUCUCUGCGUUCAGCCGUUUGUCUCUUUCCGCCUUCGCUCAUUUCUCUCGACCCUCUCUUUAUUCUCCGCCCUGCUUUUGCACGUCCAUUUCUUUUCGCUCUUUCGUUCUUAUCCAAACUUUCUUUUUUACUUUUUCUUCUUUUCUCAAUUUCGACUUGUUCCCUUGUUUCAAAAAUUUCGUAUUUGGUUGGAAAUAAGUUAUAAAAAGCUAUGUUGUUCUAUCAGAAUGAAAAUUAGUUAUGACUUUCAUUUUUUUUUUACUUCAAUCAGUUUUUUCCUCAAUUGAACAAUUUUGUUCUGUUCAUUUUUCCUGAUGUAUUCUGAAGGAAUUUGGACGGGUGUGAAGCGAUAAGCCAAAAAAAAAAAAACGUUUUUAAGCCAUGAUGAAAGACAAAAACUUCAGAAGCCAUUUUUUUAACACUUAUCAGAAUUUUUGCUUUUUCAUUUUUCGGAUUCUUCGCUUCGUUCUACUUUUUUCUAAUAAACUUUUUGAUCCAGAAUGGCGAACAGGGACGCCCUGAUCGCCGAAGAAGGUAAUCCAGCUGUCGAACAAGUUAUUUAUAAAAAGGUUUCAAACAAAAUGUUAUCUUUUCAAUGAAGUUUUAUUUCUCAGAACGAUGAGAAAAUAAACUUCGAGUUGGAGCCAAAAACUAUUGGUCUCACCAAGGAACAACUGGAAAAGUACCGAAAUGAUCCGUUCUGGAAGCCUGUUAGGUAUGAAUUUAAUUUAAUUUUACGAGUUGUGCGUGGAAACGAAUUGAAGCGAAAUAGGCAAACAGUCGGAGCAUUUUGUUAGAGAAAAGAGCUGUUUGAUUAGCGGACUGCUAGUCGAAAGUAUACUAUUGAGAGAUUUCAUUGACGAAAUAGAAGCGAAUUCAAAAUCAUUCGAGUAGGGAAAGAAACUUUGAGAAUUCAAAAAAGUUUUUUUUCUCAAAACUGCAUCCGUACGCAGGAAUGUUUGAAAUUUUAAUCGUAUCAAGAACGUGAAUCUUAAAAUUUGAAUGUUUUCGUACCACCACGAGCAUAAGAAACUUUUGUGUCUUCAUAACAAAAUUUACUGUGAAAAAAUCUCAGACAUUAAGUGAUAACCUACAAUGUUGAAAUCCUGAACUGAAACACUUUUUAGAUAGAUUUUCCAAAAUGAGUUUUUUUCAAGCUUUCAAAGAUUCCUCAUAAUCAAAAUAGUAUGACCUGUUUUCCAGGAAAGACUCAAAAAUCUCCAAUUUUAACUUUCAGAACGGUCCUCUUCGUUCUUUUCUGGCUGAUCUGGCUGGCGAUGUUUGCCGGAGCUGUGGCCAUCGUCGUACUCUCACCCAAAUGCGCCGAAAAACAGAAGCCCGAUUGGUGGCAGACCAAAGUCUCCUACCAGGUUUGGUUCCUCUUGGCGUUUUAUCGAAAUGAGGGUUCUCCGUUUGAUUAAUCGAAAAUAUGACCAAGUGACACCGACGUAUUGACGGGUCCAAUCAGCGCAUUUGUUGCGCUUAUCGUCGUCGGAGAUCGAUUCGUGCGCCCCACGGACAAUCUCCAACUGACCAGUUGUACAAUGGGCUGUCACUGGACCUUUGUUUUUGGGUUCGCGCGAGGAAUCCUGACAUCUCGCUAAGAAAUGUGCCCAUUCAUUCGUAAAUCCUAAAUGGAAACGGAGAAAAAAAUUUAAUUAACAUAUUUUAGGUCCGCGUGAAAACUUACAGAAUUUUUGAACAAUUUUUUAGUUUUUAUUAGUCUCUUUAAUACGCAGAAAAUCAUUUUUUUAACGGAUUUGAGAAAACAUAAAAGAUAGCACGCCUCAAAUGAAAUAUCAAAGUUUUUACAGUCUAGACUAGAUAUUUCUAUCUACAAAUAAUUUAUGGAUGUGAAAGAAGGACCUUACAGACUCAAAUUUUUGAUCAUCUACAACAGAGUUGCCUACAUAAAUUCAAAUAAAAAAUAAUUUGAUACCUAACACAAAAAUUGCACUGAAAUUUCGAGGAAACGGCAAAAUUUCCGCAAUUUUCUGCGAUUUAUUUUCAAAACGGCAGCUUUACUUCGAGAUCAGAGUUUUAAUCUUAGUCCUGAGUCAAGAUUAUCGGGAAUUUUUUUUUUCGAGUGAGGAUCUCUUUAGAGGCUUAGCUUUUUCAGAAUUUCCCUCAAAUUCGGUUGGACUUCAAAAAAAAAAAAUUGCUAAAGAAAAUUUUCAGCACAUUUCAAUGAAAAUCGAAUCAAAUUUUUUUGAGUUUAUGAGUUUUUUCUUCCAGGUCCUCACGCCAACAUUCCACGACACUGACAACGAUGGCGUUGGAGAUUUCAAGGGAAUCACCGAAAAAAUCGACAUGCUCCGCAAGAUCGGUGUCACUACCGUAUACCCGACUCCUGUCAUCGAGAUUCAAAAAGUUCUCGAAAAAAAAGUUUUCCGAGUAAUUUCGCUGUUUAAAGGACGAAUACUUCAACUCUUACGACGUCACCAACCACAUGGAGGUCGACCGUCGCUUCGGAACCGAAGACGACUUCAAGGAGCUCAUCGAGACGGCGCACAACCGAGGUAUUCAGAUGAAUCUGAAGGAUAAGAGGAUUCUAAACGUCUUCAGACAUGUUCGUCGUCAUCGACAUGCCUGUUUCGUCGGUCUCCCUUAACCACAGCUGGUUCCGCGACAGAAACGAGGAAAUGUUCGUCACGGCUCGUCCUUCCGACGUUGGCUACAACUCUACUAACUUCCAUAACUUUGCUAACGGAGUCAAGUGGGAAUCUCGCUUUUUUCAAGCGGAAAAUGGACGAAGUUCAGGUACCUCGGAUACCCUACCGCCGCCAAUCCCGUUCUCAACUGGAACAGUCCCAAGGUGCACGAAAAUUAUCACUACAUGACUUAGUGAAACUUUGAAAAAAUAAAAGCAAGGUUUAGAUUUCCAAUGAGGCUAAUACUGUACGUUUAGAAUUUCGCCUUGAAAUAUUACUCUUGAUUUGAAUUGAACAAUUAACUUUCAGGUUGUGCACUCGAUUAACGACGCGAUUCUGAAGUUCCUUCUCCUCGGCGUCGACGGCUUCCACAUCGAUCACGUCAGCCAGCUCGCCGUCGGUCCGAAUGGACAGCCUGAUGUUCGUCAAUUUCCUCAGAAAACCUACCAAAUGGACCGUUUCAGCACGACGCCGCCAUUCGCGUUCUGAAAAACAUUACAACGACGAUCCGCAACUUUAUCGGCAGCCAUGAAACGCUCUCCGAAAAGAAAAUGUUCGUUUUAAAACUAUCUUUUGAGAGUCAAGGUUUAAAAAUGAGAAGUUCGUAAGAAGAAAAAUGAGUGUUUUUCACUUUUUUGUAUAGUUAAAAUACCGCCAAAAAUUAUAAAUUAAGUGACCUUUUUCUCUAAAUUGACCGCUUUUUUUUAGCUCUCAUUCAUCAAAAUCUACGUAAUCGUUCAAAAAAAAAAGACGGAUUUUCCUACUUUUACGAUCUAAAUGGAAAACAAAUGAUUGUAUCAUUUUGGAUAUUUCAGUGCUGACGCCAAUUCGUCUCAAGGAGAAACUAAUUUAAAGCAUUAAAAAAAAUUUAACAUAAUCAAUAUUUUUUCAAUUGAAUAGCCUGGUUAUUAAUAGGUUCGACUAUAACAAUCUCUAAAUACAUUAUUUCCAGUGUGCUGUUCUCGUCUCUUCGCGACAUCGAAGGCCUUCACUCGGUGGCCCGCGAGACCGGAGAGCUUCACUACGUCAUCGACAACACUUUCGCCAAACUCAGCCAGGAAACGUGCAAAGAAGGCGUCGCCCACUGCGUCCAUUCCGCCCUCGAUGCCGCCUACAAACGCCACGAGGUUCAAAAAACCCUUUUUUUGCCUUUCAAUGUUUCAUUUACAUUUUGAAGGUCACGAAAUACAGCGGAAAAGUGAGUGUGUAGAAAUGUGUUAAGUUGGUACAAUUAGUCGUGUUGUGAAGCUUUGCUCCUACGAACGCUGAUUUUUCUGAAAAUCUCAACGUUCUCUAACGCUCUUUAGCCCAGUAGUCGUUCAAAAAAAACUUUUUUGCGAAAAAUACGAGAGUUUCCAGGCUGAUGACUACACACCUUACUGGCAAUUUUCCAACUCGGAAAACAGCCGAUUGGCCACUCGUUUCGACGCUCCGACCGCUCAUCUUCUCAGCUUCUUGCAGGUUUUCCCCAAUAAUUAACUUUAGUUUUGAUCUAUUUGAAUUUUAGUUGACCCUUCCUGGAGCUCUGUCGAUGUACUAUGGCCAGGAGCUCGGUUUGAAGGACGUUGGUGGGUUUUUAGGCUUUGAAGUUUUCAUUGACUUGUUUUCUUUCAGGAAAUCCGAGAACCCAACGAGGCAUCAUGCAAUGGACGCCGACCAAGGAAGAUCAUCACGGAUUUUUGUCCGAGGCUAAGGAUAUUGGACAGCUUUUCUUCGCUGAGAACGACGAGGCCGAUCAGGAGGACAACUUUGAGGUUUGACUUUCUUCUUUCAUCCCUAUUACGAAAAGAGUAAAGUCUUUGAAGGGAAUUGAACUAAGGCUAGAUAAGAAAAAGUCCACAACCAACUUCUAUCAGAACAGUUCCCACUUUUCACUAAAUUGAUCUCUUUUCAGACGCAGUUCCAACAGGAGAACUCUCAACUGAAGGUCUACCGCAAGUUGGCCAAACUCCGUCAACGCGACGAAGCUCUCAUCGUCGGAGAAACGGUCCGCGACACGCUCAUCGAUGACGUCAUCCUCUUCUCGAGAUUCGUCAAGGCCGAGAACAACACCGCCAAGGGAUCCGUACGUCGAUUUUCUGAUUUUUCGAUUAUGUGAAGAAAUUCAGGCCUAUGUUGCUGUCCUUAACUUUGGCGAGAAGGACUUCGACAUCGACUUCACCACGGAAGACACCAAGCGUCUCAUCCCGGCUAACAAAUUCCUCAACAACGUCGAGGUCAAUAUUCCUCCGUUUUUCUCCGUUAUCUUGAACGAUUUUCAGAUCUCGGCCACUACUACCGGACUCAAAACUUACACUCCCCGCCAGAAAAUCAACUUGGUCGACGAAAAGCUCACCAUUCCGCCGAAACAAGGCGUCCUUUUCAAGUUCUGA
This is a messenger RNA of Caenorhabditis auriculariae, 9528 nucleotides long. The record is from the annotation of a GenBank genome assembly. Lineage: Eukaryota; Metazoa; Nematoda; Chromadorea; Rhabditida; Rhabditidae.